Molecule: messenger RNA, 2882 nt
Organism: Scatophagus argus
Lineage: Eukaryota; Metazoa; Chordata; Actinopteri; Scatophagidae
Gene: irx1a
Product: iroquois homeobox 1a
Exons: 4
Coding region: 339-1838 (499 amino acids)
Biological process (GO): cell development; regulation of transcription by RNA polymerase II; neuron differentiation
Cellular component (GO): nucleus
Molecular function (GO): DNA-binding transcription factor activity, RNA polymerase II-specific; RNA polymerase II cis-regulatory region sequence-specific DNA binding
Source: RefSeq, a predicted model, not a curated record
GCUUGCAGGCUCAAGUAGGGGAUGCCAAUCAAAGCAUCAACUUCAAAUUGUAUCUGAGAGAUCAGCCUGGAGACCUCAGGGCCAGGCGCGUCAGUCGGAGCGCAAUUGUUGAUCAGAUCACAUCCAGCGGACUUUGCGCGAGAAAAGAGAGGAAGCCGAGAUUUAAGAGCGGGUUGUUUUGACUGCACACCACUCUAUGUCUGUAGUAGCUGUGACUUUGGCUUAAACACUUUCCCACUUACUCCUGCGGGUUCCUUUUUCCUUUUUUCUCUCGCAUACUUUUUUUUACGCACAGUUUUGUCGGACGAACACAACUGUGCGACAGUUCGGCGGUGGAGAUGUCUUUCCCCCAGCUAGGCUACCCGCAAUACUUAAGUGCCUCCCAGGCGGUGUACGGGAGCGAGAGACCGGGAGUGCUUACGCCUUCAUCCCGGGGAGGGAGCACCGAAAUCGGGGGAAGUCCGUCCGCCACCGCAGCGGCGGUCACGUCGGUGUUGGGCAUGUACGCCAACCCGUACGCACACAACUACAGCGCUUUCUUACCUUAUACCAGCGCGGACCUGGCUCUUUUCUCACAAAUGGGAUCACAGUAUGAGCUGAAGGAUAGCCCUGGUGUCCAUCCCGCCAGCUUUGCAGCACACACCUCUCCGGCUUUCUAUCCAUACGGCCAGUUUCAGUACGGGGACCCGGCCAGGCCCAAGAACGCCACCCGGGAGAGCACCAGCACUCUGAAAGCCUGGCUCAAUGAGCACAGGAAGAACCCGUAUCCCACCAAGGGAGAGAAGAUCAUGCUGGCCAUAAUCACCAAAAUGACGCUGACGCAGGUCUCCACCUGGUUCGCCAAUGCCAGGAGGAGACUCAAGAAGGAGAACAAGGUGACCUGGGGAAGCAGGAGCAAGGACGGGGAGGACGGUAACUUGUUCGGCAGUGGAGACGAGGCGGAGAAAAACGAAGACGAGGAGGAGAUUGAUUUGGAGAGCAUAGAUAUCGACAAAAUCGACGACAACGACGGGGAUCAAAGCAACGAGGAUGAUGACGAUAAAUCAACGGAAGGAAGCAGGGACCAAAGGAGCGGCGUCGGUCCAGGUGGAGAGUUGGACAGCUUGGAAAGAAGACGGGCCUUCGCCCUGCAGGCCCACGAGGCCUUUGACAAAUCCAAGAGCACAAUUUCAGUUCACCCAGGGAGUAAAGAGAACUCAGACGGCAACAACAACAACACCAGAGUUUUGUCCCCGGACAGACCCGGGAGCUUUCCUCUCCCCUCUAACAAUAAGCCUAAAAUAUGGUCUUUGGCAGAGACCGCUACUAGCCCCGAUAGUUCAUCUCAGAAACCCACGUCCCCUUGCGCCCCGGCGUCCACCACUCACUCGUCAGCGCCCCACCACCAGCUCCAGACCCACCCGGCCUUCCUCCCCAGCCAUGGACUGUACACCUGCCAGAUUGGAAAGUUCCACAACUGGACAAACGGGGCUUUCCUGGGCCAGAACUCCCUGCUGAAUGUGAGGUCGUUUCUGGGAGUAAACCAGCACCAUCACCACCACAACCACCACUUGCCGGCGCAGCAGCAGCAGCAGCAGCAGCAGCAACAACAACCAACAUCGGUGGUGGUGUCGCCGGUGGCAGCUGCAGCAGCACUCAGCAGUGACAGCAAGACCCCGCCAGAGACCCACAGUCCCAAGCACAUAGAGCAUGAACACGAUGUAAGGUCUGAUUCACCCCCAACACAGACCCUGAAGUCUUCUUUUCGACCCAUCCAUGACAGAUCCUCUCUGCUUUCCAGCGCCAGGAGUCCACAAGACGCCACGCAACGGGUCCUCACUGCUCUGUCUUCGGCUUGAUCAAGACAUUUUUUUUCGUGCUUGAAAAAAAAAAAAGAAAAGAAAAGAAAAACAGAGAAAAGACUUUACACUCCCUUAAAAAAGGACAACGAGAAAUAAUAAUGCAGCGUAGCAUUCAGUCGGUACAGAACAAAUGGCGUAAUUUGGUAAUAUCCUGUGGAUGGAUGGAUUACUUCCUCUAUUGUUGUGUAGCCUAUAAUCGCGCCUAUAAUGUUACUCUCUCUCUCCACUUUGCCCAGGCAGGCUGGGACAUUUUGGUAGGCUUUUUACUUUAUUAUUAUUAUUAUUAUUAUAAUUAUUAUUUUUGUCUUUAUCUUGUGUUUUUUGGUGUCCUUUCUUUAAUGUAAAUACCAAGUGAUUUAAAUUUGUAAAUAGGAAGCGUUGAAGGAAUUUGUCCAGAUCGUAUAUUUUGCCUAAUAAACUAAAUGAAAUUAUAGAGAAAACCCAAGAGUAUCCUCAGCCUAUAUUUCUUUUCUAUGUUAUUAUUAUUAUUAUCAUUACUAUAAUUAAAUAUGAGAUUGGUCGGUUUUAAGAAUGGUGGGAAUGGAAGAAAAAAAAAUAUCCACUGGCAGCGUGGAACCAAGCUUAAUUUUAUUCAAGUUUGGAAGGAAAGCAGCGUGGAUGCAUUGAGGUGCUAAUAAGUGUCCAGAUGGUUGCUGGUGACAGAAAAUGGACAGGAGCAGCUGGGAAGGUCAUUAAGUAAUAAUAUGGGAACGCCCAGUCCAAACAAAAUCAAAUGGUUAAAAUCUAAUCUGUCAGAGAGAGAAGUCGAUUCGAAGAUAAAUUAUUAAUAUUUUCGUUUUUGGUGCGGGUGGAGGGGGGAGGAGACUGACAUUGUCGGGCUGCUGGAACAGGGUCAGUGUUUUGGGGUCCUGUCUGUUCCGAGGCUGAUAGUGAUCAUUAGCCUAUAAAAGCAGCUUCUUUAUUCCUCAGUCGGUGACCAAAAGCAAAUAUUGAUUUACCACAGCAGCCUAAUGGGGUUUAAACAUAAAAAAAGAGGAAAAUGCAAUAAUGAGCUGUGAUGGGAAAUGGAGUGAAAAUAGU